Molecule: messenger RNA, 686 nt
Organism: Vicia villosa (hairy vetch)
Lineage: Eukaryota; Viridiplantae; Streptophyta; Magnoliopsida; Fabales; Fabaceae
Exons: 2
Coding region: 34-657 (207 amino acids)
Source: RefSeq, a predicted model, not a curated record
UCAUCAUCAUUGUGUUCUCUGCUGCUUAUUGAAAUGGAAAAUUGGAGAAAAGACCAAGGGAUCAGUAAUCAUCAAGUGGAUCAUUGGAGAUCUUCAUCUCAUAGCGAAAAACCACAUUUGGAUAACCGGCAUAUGAAUAUGCAUUCCAAUGUGAUGAACUGGGUAGACUAUGCCGUCAAAGAGGCAUUUGACGAUGCAAAAUUCAGGAUUUGGGCUGAGAACAAUGGCUUUCCAUGCAACAUGUACAUUGACCAUGCAGAUUGGGAUAAUGACAAAGAAGUAAUAAAGCCUCCGGAACCAAGUUAUGUUGCUGAAGGAUGGAGAUCAAGCAACCUUGAAAAUAAUGAAACAAACUCUUGGGAAAAGAAUGAUUCUCAAAUGUGGAUUCCAAAGGAGUACUAUGGGGGUGAGUUGCAUGACAUGUAUCAAGCAGGAAAUAGUGGGAACAGAAAUUGGGGAACAUGGGAAAGAAAUAACGUAAACACAGAAAAUAACAUGUCAUGGUCUCAGAACGAUGCAUAUCAGCAUGAUAAUAAUGAGUCUAAGAUGAAUCCAGAAAGAAGAACUAGAGGAAGAGGAAGAGGAAGAGGAAGAGGAAGAGGGAGAAGAGGAGGAGGAAGAAGAGGAAGGAGGGGAAACUAUACUCCCAGUUUAUGAUAAAUUUCUUGGAUGGCAAGAAUGUAAAA